Molecule: messenger RNA, 696 nt
Organism: Postia placenta MAD-698-R-SB12
Lineage: Eukaryota; Fungi; Basidiomycota; Agaricomycetes; Polyporales; Adustoporiaceae
Exons: 6
Coding region: 68-580 (170 amino acids)
Source: RefSeq, a predicted model, not a curated record
UCCCUCUUUGCUUUCUUUCGCUUUCUUCAACAGCCUGGUGCUGCCUCUUUAAUCGCUAAAUUACGAGAUGUUGGCCAAAUUCUUCGUGUAUGCUCUUCUGCCCCUUGCUGUUGUGAACGCUGCUCCCGCGAGGCGUGGAAUCAUUGACGAUGUGACGUCGGCUUUUGGCGAGGCUACCUCUGCUGCCGAGUCUGCAUGGCACGGUGUUACCUCUGCUUUCCAUGAGGGCGAGGUUGCUGGCACGGCUACGCAGAUCUACGACUCCGCGACCUCUGAACUUGGCACGUCCACCUCCAAGGUUUACGCGACCGUCACCACCAUCAGCGGAGCCCCCGUUGUGGAGGUGACGUCGGUUGGCGGCGCUGCCAUUACCCUUGCGACAUCCGGUGCGCACUCCGGCACCAGUACUGCCAGGGUUAUGACGACUACCUUUGCGGGUCACACCUUCCUCGUCCCCUCUGUCAGUGCAACUCACAAUGCUGCCGUCAGCAUUCAGAGCCUGACGCUGUCCAAGCCGAUGAUCUUGAGUGCUGUGACUGUCCUUGGCAGUCUCUUCGCUGGCGCGUUCGUUGUGCUGUAAAGAAAAUUGUGCGACGAUGGGAUGAUGUUUACGACCUUCAUGACUGCAUUGGGCAUAUUUCACGACUCAUGUUCUGGCCUCAAUAACACUCGUAAUUUAUCCUUUAUUUUUUUAAA